AAAAAUUAUUUCAAUUAAUAAGCUUUGUUACAUACAUACAAAUUUACUUUAUAUUUUACUUAACAUUAUAAACAUUUUUUUUUUCCUUAUAUAUCCAAGAAUUAAUGAUUUAAAGAUUAAAUCUUCUUAAUUAGUAGAUUUUUAAUAAAUAUUAUAACUCUUAUACUUAUCUAAAAAUGAAAAAUGUACAAGUGAAGAAUAACUGAGACGUAUGUAAUUAGUACAACUAUCUGGUAUACUUUAUAAUCUUACGAUCGAAAGGUAAGCACACAUGAUAAAUCGUGUGUGCACUUAAUAUUCUUUGUGCGGGCCAACUUAACAUAGCGGAAGUGUUACACUUGCAGCUGUGACCAAAACCUUUCAGUUACGCAAUGGCGAAAGCAAUACGGUGGUACAGAAAAAUUAUUGACCAUUUAAAUAUUAAAUAUUUGAUUUUGUGUAACUUUAAUAAAAAAUUAAUGAAUGUCGUAUUUAACUACAUUGUUUAUAAAAAAAAGAAUACCGUUUGAAAAUGCGAGGGUAAACGAUACUACAGAAGAAAAUUUAUAAAACUGAACUUUUUAUUGAUUUUGUUUACCUUUCAUCGAUUUAAAAAUUAAAGAUUUUUAUUUUUAAACAAAAAUUUUUGCGUAACUAUUAAUUAUAAUACGGUCAUUUGAGGAUACGAAAAUAGUUCAAAAUGAGAGCGAAACUUUUCCUGUCUCGUAUGAUACACGUCACGUACACUCAUUUCAAACUGUUUGCAAUUCAACAAGGGAUGCGACACACGUUUCACCAAUGACCACCCUGUCGUUCCUAUAAAUACGAUUGUCAGAACUCAGUCGAAUGUCAGUCCUCUUCUAAACACAUCUGUGAGAUCAUAGAAUUACAUUCAAGUAAAAAAACAUGGCUAUCAAGUUGAUCCUUGUCGUCAUGGCAGCUGGAAUGUUUGCUCUAUGCAACGGAGGAGCUAUUCCAGUACCUAUUGCUCCUAUAGCUCCAGCAACGGAUUAUGAUCCUCAUCCGCAAUACACUUACACUUACGAUGUAAGCGAUAGCUUGACCGGUGAUUCGAAAAGUCAACACGAGAGCAGAAAUGGUGACGUUGUUAGUGGCAGUUACAGCUUAAUCGAAGCUGAUGGUACCAGACGAAUUGUCGAAUACACGGCUGAUCCAAUUAAUGGAUUCAAUGCUGUCGUCCACAGGGAACCUAUAGCUCUUAUCAAACCGAUCGUUCCUGUUGCUCCUGUUGCUCCCAUUGCCUACCGUCAUUAACUAUAACUAUUCUAGAUACAAAUAUAACUGAUAACAUUAUUUCUCCAUACAACUAGUCACACUUAUCUCUGCAUAUCUCCUCGGUUCAUAUUUUCUUUGUUCAACUUAAUGAAGAUACGAAGUUUGCUAUAAAUACUGCAAAUGCUUGCCAUGAAUCAUCGUGAUGUUCUUUAUAAGUAAAUCGCAAUGAAGAUGUUAUAUACUGCAUGAAAAUUUAUUCAAUAUUUUAUAGAAGCUUCGAGAUUUUAAACUG
Vespa mandarinia (Asian giant hornet) is the source of this 1507-nucleotide messenger RNA. RefSeq names its product cuticular protein 4 (gene CPR4). The record is from RefSeq and is a predicted model, not a curated record. Gene Ontology annotation, cellular component: extracellular matrix. Lineage: Eukaryota; Metazoa; Arthropoda; Insecta; Hymenoptera; Vespidae.